AUGAAGGAGUCUUUCCCGAUUGAAGUGGCCGAUUACGCGAUAAGCAAGGGCAUCCAAGACAAACCCGCUUUUGCAUGGUGGAUCCCCCACAAUGUUCGAAAGCGAAAGCGAUUCCUUGGCAAAGUAAAAUCGAAGUACUGGGAACGUACUUCCGAAGGAAAGCGAGUGCUAAACGGAUUGGACUUGCAAUGCGCGGAUAUUCAAAACGCAUUCCUCACUGCACCAGCAAUCGAAAAGUGCUACCUGGUAGCAGGACCCGAGUUUGGUGAAGAAGAAGGCAAAGUAUUUAUCGUAAGAAGAGCAUUAUAUGGCUUAAAAAGUUCAUCCCUGGCGGAGACUUUGGAGGAUUUGGGCUUCAGCUCGUCAACUGCCGACCCAGACGUUUGGAUGCGAGCGGCAGUGAAACCUGACGGCGAGGAAUACUACGUAUACACCCUUUGCUACGUCGACGACAUCCUCUGUAUAUCGAUGAAAGCCAAAGAAGUGAUGGAAGGAAUUGGAAGGAUAUUCAAGUUCAAGAAAGGGAAGAUUGAACCUCCAAAAAGCUACCUGGGAGCUAGGUUACAAAAGAAGACUUUGGAUGGACACAACAUGUGGACGAUGUCAAGUUAUGACUACGUCGUGGCAGCAGUCAAAAACGUCAAGGAAACAUUAAAGGACAGCCCAAAAUGGAAAAUACCCAAGAAUGCACCAACGCCGAUGACUAGUGCCGAUGAACCGGAGAUGGAUGGAUCAAGCAAAUUAGGACAAGAAGACCAUACCUACUUCUAA
This is a messenger RNA of Cylindrotheca closterium, 771 nucleotides long. The record is from the annotation of a GenBank genome assembly. NCBI's taxonomy places the organism in Eukaryota, Bacillariophyta, Bacillariophyceae, Bacillariales, Bacillariaceae.